Messenger RNA from Daphnia pulex (common water flea), 1513 nucleotides. RefSeq names its product mitochondrial ribonuclease P protein 1 homolog (gene rswl). The transcript is spliced from 3 exons. NCBI's taxonomy places the organism in Eukaryota, Metazoa, Arthropoda, Branchiopoda, Diplostraca, Daphniidae. Gene Ontology annotation, molecular function: tRNA binding. The coding region runs from base 77 to 1405 and encodes 442 amino acids. Gene Ontology annotation, biological process: mitochondrial tRNA 5'-end processing; positive regulation of mitochondrial translation. Gene Ontology annotation, cellular component: nucleus; nucleoplasm; mitochondrion. The record is from RefSeq and is a predicted model, not a curated record.
AUCAACAUGUUGUCUGCUAUAGCAAAACAGUAAAACACAUGUGACAUUUUACAUUUUCGGUCAGUGAGAACAGAAAAUGUUUCUAUCGAAUUUCGUCAAGUCAGUUUAUCGUUUUCAGCAAGCUAGUCGUCAGAUUUUGCCUUUCGCUUUAAACCCAAACAUAAGUCAUCGAUUCCCAUGUCGGGAAUUUUGUGCCCAAGAAAAGUCAUCGAAUGCCAAACAAGCAGAAGCAGUGUGCGAGCCAAAAAGAAGAUAUGUGACUUUGACAGAAGAGGUUAUUAGUUCGUUAACCAAAGGCGAUACGGAACUGAUAAAACGACUCAAGAUGGCUGAAUUUGAAUACGAAAUAUCCAAGCAAGAAGGAACAAGAGCUCCUCCUGGAUUGACAAUCAAUGAUUGGCAGGAAUUGCUGGAGCUAGAAUCAACAAGCAAACGGAAGAAAUUUUUAGCAUUUCUUUUCAAAAGGGAAAUGACGAAACUGAGCCAAAAAAACUCAAAAAUAGAACAACAACAAAUAAGGGAAGCAAAGUGGCAAGCAGAGAAGGAAGCAAUUAAAUUAAAUCCCCCCACUGAAGAGCAUAUUAAAUAUGGACUGGGCCACAACACUAUUUUUUUGAAAGUUUACGAUACCAAGAUGGAUCACUACGAAAAUAACAGGAUGAUAAGGGCUGAAAGGUUUGAAUUACCUGUGGUCUUUGAUCACAGUUAUGAACAACACAUGACCCAACAGGAGUUGAAGAAUGCUGCCAAACAACUAGCACUGUCUUUUAUUACAAACAGGGAGCACGAAAAUCCAUUCCCUUUCCAGUAUUGCAAUGUCAACUUCAAUGGACCCGUGAUGAAGCAUUUUCUCAAAUGGAUGCCACAUCUGUAUAGCCCUGAAUUUCCAAUCAAUCUUAGCUCCAAAAGCUAUCUUGACUUGUUUCCAAGAGAAAAGCUCGUCUAUCUGACACCUCACUGCAAAACAGAAAUGACCCAUUUUGAUUUUGACAGUGUCUACAUCAUCGGAACAAUGGUUGACAGGAGUGACAGCAAGCCACAUUCGUUAGCAUUUGCUAAACGAGAUAACAUCCGAAUGGCCAAGUUACCUCUGGAUCGAUAUUUGCGUUUUGGUGGUGGCAGUGGCAAGUGUCUGGCGUUGAACCACAUGAUUUCCAUCCUACUGGAAGUUAAAACCCACGGAGACUGGAAUAGAGCCCUUGAGGUCGUUCCAAAACGUAAACUUAUGGAUCCAUAUUCAGGAAAUGAAUCACAUCUAAGAACGAAAUACCCAAAGUCAAAUGCCGAGAUAAGGGGACGAGUGAGAGAAGAAUUGGACGAAUUAUUAUUUUCUAACGUCCCCCGUAAAACCAGCAGGUCUAAUUCAAAGUCUAUCGAAAAGCAGCCGAUAAGGCUUUUUACCUAAGUAUGGAGUAUGGAGCUGCCCAGAGUAUUUGUCAAUACGUAGUAUCGAAAACACCAAAGGCACGAGAAAACAUGUAAUACAUUCAAGAAAGAGCGGGAGGGUGGAAAU